AUGUACGAUCUCUAUCGAUUCGCUUGCUCAGCUUCACUGGAAUUCUUGAAAUUCUUGACUACCAGGCCGCUGCCAGACGAACGACCCCGUGCAAGCGUAGCGAAUCUCAUCGGGCGAUUUGAGCAACAGACGAAGCGUCAAUCGAUAGCUGGGACUAACGGUGCACCGCGCCCUUCGAUCGUCAGUGCACAAAACACAGGUGACUCGGCGAAGGAGGAGCCAAAGGAGAGGGACAAGCGGGAAUGGCCUCCGAGGCUAGUGCAGGAAGAUAAGCCCACACAUUCGCUACUUUCAUCGCCUCCAUCGGCCGGGGAACCCCCCCAGGUAGUCGCCGAGCCGCUGCCUGCACCCACACCGGAGGUUGCCACAGAAGAAUUGGUUCCUGAGCCUCAAGUUCCUGCAAGCCCACCGCGUACAACGGCUUCAAAGAGACAGUCAAUUGUCGGUACACCUUCCAAGUCCUCAUCGACAGCUCCACGUACGCACACAUCACCGGUGAAAGUUCCCCCUGCCAAAGAGCUGCGUAAGGCACCCUCCGCUGCCAAAUCACCUCCCACAGCUCCCGUUAACCUUCCCGUUCCGACACUCAAGCCACAGCACACAGGUCAAUCCACAACGUCUACAACCGCUCGCCGAUCGGUCGCGAAGGCAUCCGUUGGUACCCCUUCGCGUCCGAAGACACCCUCGCGUGCUAGCUUGGGUCCUUCGAAAGUCCAGACCCCUACAAGGCCUAAAACACCUUCCACAACAUCGCGUCCUAAGACCCCAUCCCACUUAUUUGCUCCCACUGCUGCGUCGCUUGCAAGGGCACGUAAUGCGCCCGACGCGAAGCCUACGCCGGUUAAGAAGGCAACCCUGAGCGCAAGCGCGGCAGACAGGCUCAGCAAACCUACGGCUGCCUCUCUGUCGAAAGCACGCUCGCCAGUACCUAUAUCCCCGGCCCCUUCUCGCGGUGGCGCGAAGCCUACUGGCACAAGAUCAGUUAGUUCAACCCGUGGUACAGCCAAGCCAAGAGGUGGUGCGGUCGCACCGCGAUCGAAGGCUGAUGGGGCCAAAACGGCGACGAAAGUUGCCGGAGCAACUGCUGCGACGGCGGCAGUCGCUGGGGCUGUGGCGACUGUUACUUCUGGAUCGGAAGAUGAAGAGGGCGCACAGAAAGACACCGAGGCUUCCUUGGAGCCCGAGGAUGAUGCGCCAAUAGAGGAGCUACACGAACUUGAAGCAGAAGCUGUGAUAUCACCAGAGCCAGUUGAGGCAGUACCAGAGAUACCGGUCGAAGCAGAUGUUGUCGUUGAUGAAGUCGUAGAAGAACAUCCCCAGGUCGAUUCUAUUUCCGAGUCGGAGAACGUUCUUGGCGGCAAUGAGACAAAUUUAGAGAGAGAUGCUGGGUUGGAUUCGGAUGUCGCGGAUAUACAGCCAAUCCCCACUGGAAGCGAUAAGACCGCCGUGGACGACCUCGAGGAACUGUCUUCCGAUGCUGCCGACCGUAUGGAUGAAGUGAAAGCCCGCCCGGCGCCCGACGAUGAUCUUGUCGCGAUGGUCAACAUGUUAGAGAGUAAACCCACUACCACUUUUCGUCCAGAAAUUGCGGCGGGUAUUCCCCAAGAAGAUGUUCAGGAAAUUCCGGACGAGGAUUAG
Messenger RNA from Pleurotus ostreatus (oyster mushroom), 1638 nucleotides. RefSeq lists its product as uncharacterized. NCBI's taxonomy places the organism in Eukaryota, Fungi, Basidiomycota, Agaricomycetes, Agaricales, Pleurotaceae. The transcript has 2 exons. Bases 1 to 1638 code for a protein of 545 amino acids. The record is from RefSeq and is a predicted model, not a curated record.